GUGCGAUGUUCAAUGUGUUUCUCACCCUCGUGCCUACUUUACGCUUUAUUACUUACAAACGAAGAAGAACCCAAUAAAAUAAAACAAAAUAUAAUAGGAAUAGAGUCUCGCAUCUGGAGAGUAAAAGAAGAAAGAAGAAGAAGAUGGAGAAGAGAAAGGUGGUGAUGUGUGGUGUGUUAUCACUUCUGGGAUUAUUAUCUGCUGUUACUGCCUUCGCUGCUGAAGCUACCAGAAUCAAGAAAUCACGGGUCAAGGUUACCACAUUGGAUGGAUACACACGAUGCUCUUACACCAGAAGUCCAGCUUACAAUCUCGGUUUCGCUUCAGCUAUCUUUCUAAUGAUGGCUCAGAUCAUUGCUAGCGUCGGUAGCGGUUGCUUCUGUUGUAGAAAAGGUCCUCCUGCUCCUACAAGAUCCAAGUGGAUUCUCGCCUUAGUCUCCUUCAUUGUUUCCUGGUUCACUUUUGUGCUAGCUUUCCUCGUGCUGCUAACUGGAGCUUCACUCAACGAUGAACACAUCCAGGAGACAAAGACUGCCGACCACUACAUCUGCUACAUUGUGAAGCCAGGCGUUUUCUUCAUCGGUUCUAUCCUUUCGCUUUUCACUAUAGGCCUUGGGAUUGUCUACUACUUAUGUUUGAAUUCUGUUAAGCAAAACGUUGCUGCCGCAACAACGACGCCGGCUAACCAAGGAAUAGCAAUGGGACAGGCGCAGGUUCCGGAGAGAGUUGAAGAUCCUGUCUUUGUUCACGAAGAUACUUACAUGAGAAGACAGUUCACUUAAAAAAAAAAUACAGAACAAGGCUUGCUUGUGAAGCACGUUAGUGUUUUUAGGAGGAUAUUUUAGAUAAAAAGGGUUGGUGCUUGUUUUGUUUUUAUCUUUGUGGUUCUUGUGUGAAAGUAAGACUAUGAGAGACUUGGUAGCUGGAUUAAUGAAACGAUGAUUAGUGUUGUUGGAAUGUUAUAA
This is a messenger RNA of Brassica oleracea var. oleracea, 965 nucleotides long. RefSeq lists its product as uncharacterized. Bases 144 to 782 code for a protein of 212 amino acids. Lineage: Eukaryota; Viridiplantae; Streptophyta; Magnoliopsida; Brassicales; Brassicaceae. The transcript has 3 exons. The record is from RefSeq and is a predicted model, not a curated record.